GUAAGGUCAAGCAUUGAUAACCCUGCAGUCAAUGAGUGUUCUAGUUAUGUGUCUGGUCGGGGUACCCCGUUAUAACUAGAUUACCCUUUUAACAUUGUGGGUCCUUUGAUACCCACUAGCUAGCUCCCUCCAUUGGUGAUCCUUGUGUCCGCACAGGAAACGGCGCUAUGUGGCUCCAUACUUUCAGGAUAUGUGCAUUUCUUUAUAUCUGGAUGUGUUUACAUGUCGUCGGUGGAAGUGCCUCCAUCAUAUUCGGAUUAGAUUCCAUCCAGGGUGCUCUUCUCCAAAAGAAGUGUGCGGAUUCGGCGCUGGAGACUCGGGAAGAAAUGGCGGAUGUGGUACUAACGGGAACGGUGAGGAGCAUCUCACGCGACCGUAACCAAGAACUGUAUUCUGCAGAGGUGGAGGUUAAAAGGGUCAUGAAAGGCAAGGAGAAGCUGUUGGAGGUCACAGGUCGCGGUCAGAUUGACCGUCGGACGAUAGCCGUUCAGGGGUUUGGGAACCCUGAGAUUUGUGAAAGUGAUGUGAGGGUUUCCGACACGCGGAUUCUGAUGUUGACCUUGGAGGAGGGAGGUACCCUGAGACUUAAUUCCAGUGUGUUUAGAAUCUCACUGAGGAACCUGGAUCGUGUGGAGCAUUCUGUAAACGGUGUUCCAUAUAAAGGCCCACCAAAGAUCACCAAAUCUCCAUGUGACAUAAAUUUCUGUCCAUUUCACGGUCACUGCAUUGUGAAGGAUGACAAGGCGUAUUGUGAGUGUGUCCGUAGUUGUCCAGUGGUUGACCAGCUGGUUUGUGGGACAGAUGGCAGCACUUACAGAAACCUGUGUCACCUCAAGAAAAUCAGCUGUGAAGAAAGGAGGCGUGUUAAUCAGGAACACGCUGGGAAAUGUCUCAAAGCUAAUCUCUGUAAGGACCUGGCCUGUCCCCCCCUCCAGGUCUGUGUGACUGACCCAGUCACCGGUCAGCCUCGUUGUGGGUGUGUUCAGGAGUGUGAGGACAGGAUGUCUCCAGUCUGUGGGACGGAUGGACGGCAGUAUAGCAACAGAUGUAUGCUGGAGCUGCAAGCCUGCCAAAGCCAACAAAACGUCCGCGUGAAAAAUGAGGGGCCGUGUCAAGGUCCUUGUGCUUCUAAGACCUGUUUUUACGGAUCAUGCCGGAUAGAUAAUCGGAACCAGGCUGUGUGUGACUGCAAUCUGGAGUGUUCCCGGACUGAAAUUGAUCCAGUUUGUGGAACUGAUGGUCGUAACUAUGAAAACGAGUGCCUCCUUAAAAAGUAUGCCUGUGAGAAAGAAGAAUUCAUCAGAAAGGCACACGAUGGACCUUGUGGUGAUGGACAUGAGUCAUGUCGCACCAAGCUGUGUGGUCAAAAUCAGAGGUGUGUGGAGGAGAACGGCCAUGUGCUGUGUAUCAACAACCCAUGUAAAGUCUGUCAGGGGGAGCCAUUUAACCCAGUCUGUGGCAGCAAUGGCGUUUCCUACAAUAACAUGUGUGAACUGGAGAAGGCCAACUGUACCGCCGGCGGAAUCAACAUCAUUAAUCUGUCCAACUUGGGUUAUUGUGCUAAAGAUGGAUGUGGCAGCAUGAAAGGCAUGUGUGAAUAUUACGGGAUCUGUGACAGAGGAAGAAAACCAGCACAAUGUGUAUGUCCCGACCCAAUGGAGUGUUUAGGAUCUGACACAAAGAUAUGUGGGAGUGACCAUGUAACAUACGAGAAUGAGUGUAUGAUGAAGGCGGCUUCAUGUAAGGAAAGGAGGGCAAUAUCUGUCAUGUCAGCUGGGGAUUGCAUAACAUGUAAGGAGGGGUGCCAGUUCUUCUCCAAGUGUCAUCUUGGACGAUGUGAAUGUGAUGCGUGGUGCUUGUUAAAGGGUCCUCCCGUCUGUACCAGCGAUGGACAGAAAUUCAAUAAUGACUGUGAGAUGAAGAAAAAUGUGUGUGAAAAACGCCGGCAUCUGAAUGUGAUACCUUGUGAACAGCCAGCCUGCAGGUCUAACAUGGACUGCCUUCACCAUGGUGAAUGCCGAAACAACAUGUGCCAUUGUGACCGGGUUUGUCCCAACCAGGAGAGGAAGGUGUGUACAUCAUCUGGCCAGGAGUACUACAAUGAGUGUGAGCUGAGGAGACACAUGUGCCACACACAGGAGUCAGUGCCCUAUACAGUGGGAGAAUGCAUGACUGCAGGUUCUGGAUCAGGGGCAUCUGGGGAUGACUAUGGAGGUUCUGGGGAGGAGCAGUUUUCGAGAUUGUUGAUGUGUGAUGACAGCUUGUGUCUUCAUGGAGGAUUAUGCAUACCUCUGCCAGAUGGAUUACACACCUGCUCAUGUGACUUUGGCUGUAUUGCUGUACGUGACACUGUUUGUGGAUCAGACGGUCGUAACUAUGGAAAUCGAUGUGAAAUGCAAGAGACAGCCUGUAAAGCUAACAAGUCCAUAGUUGAAGUUGAUCCAGAAAACUGCAACAAUGCGGAUUUAGAAGAGGAAGCCUGUGAUGGCAAUGCUGCUUUGGUGAACCUGGUGACGGGCCAGGAUUACAACUGCUCCAGUGAAGCAUGUCCACCCAAUAGCUACUGUCACCUGCAGUUUGGGAAGUGCUGUAAGGAAGAGAAAUCCAGUGCAGGAUCAUGCUUGGACACAAAAUAUGGCUGUUGUCCAGAUCAAAUUACCAUAGCAACAGACCCUCAGUAUGAAGGAUGUCCAUAUAAUUGUAAUUGUUAUGCCUCUGGCUCCCGUGCUUUGACUUGUGAUCCUAAAACCAAGGCCUGCGACUGUCUACCGGGCGUGGGGGGGCUGAAGUGUGACAUGUGUAAACCUGGGUACUGGGGCCUGAAUCCGGAGACACGCCCAAACUACACCCCAGGCUGUGUCAAUUGUGACUGUAACCAGUUUGGUGCUGCGCGUCGUGACUGUCGACAGGAUGAUGGAGCUUGUGUAUGUAAACCAGGGGUCAAAGGUCACCAUUGUGAUAAAUGUGAGGUUGAUGACAACCCGGUGUCGUUUGAUGUCUGUGGAAUGGAAGUGAGUUCAGUCCCCUACCCAGGACGUACUUGUAAAAAUAUGGAUAUGGUGCUCCGUUGCAAAUAUGAGGGAUACUGCAUGGACACAAGUUAUGGGGCAGAGUGCCGCUGUGACCGACUGUCCUGUAUCCUCUUUCGGGAAGCCGGGUACUCAAUUUGUGGCAAUGAUGGCAAAACUUAUGUUAGCCGUUGCCACAUGAAAUUCGAGAGUUGUAAACAACAAAGGGAGAUCACUGUGGCAUACAACGGACCUUGCACAGGAAGUGCUACCAGCCACCCCUCCUCCUACACACGAACUCGAAAGACAACUGGGCGACGAAAUAGUGACUUUACUCAGAGGACUACUACAAGGACCACAAAACGACCACACGUCGUGGGGGGUAGGAAUAUCCUUUCUCUCAAUCUGUAUGAUGACCGGCACUGCAUUGCUAACAACAGUGAAUGUUACCGGGGCGUAUGUCUAUGUAGGAUUGGGUUUAUCACCACACUGGAUGAUACAGAUUGUAAAAAAGUCUUAGAGACACCACCAGACAACAGAACAUACAAAAACCCGUGUUCAGACAGCCCCUGUCUAAACAACGGUCAGUGUCAGCUGGAUGAGUCCUUGGGAUACCGUUGUUUGUGUCCCCUGGAGAAAACAGGCUCCAUCUGCCACAAAGAUGCCAAGUUCACUGUUCCAUCUUUCACUGGAACUAACUCCUAUCUACAACUGAGACGCACAAUGAAGCCGAACAAUGACCUGAUGUUUGAAAUCCGCCUCAAGAUUCUAAAUGAGGAUGGCAUCAUCACCUUCGCUAGUCAGUAUCCAAAUGGCACUGGUGACUUCAUAGCUGUUACUGUGGUCAAGGGUUAUCUGGAAUUCAGGUAUGAUUUAGGAAGUGGCCUGGCUUUGAUACGCAGUAAGGAGCAACUAACCAGGAACAAAUACCACAGAGUCGUGGUCAAUCGAGUGGGCAAGUCAGGCCAGUUACAAGUGGACAACAGCCCGGUGUUGUACGGAGAGAGUGAGGGGGCGCUGACAUCUUUGGACCUUAGUGAUUUUCUGUACCUUGGGAAUGUCCCAGAGGAAGCAAGAGAGGCAAAGAAAAGGCUGGGUAUACAGGUCGGCAUGGCAGGCUGCAUUAACUCAUUUGCUGCUGGGAGCACUGUGUCCCCCCACACUUACAGCCUAGGGUACUCCUCCAGGAACCAGGAUCUCGUGGCAGGACUGGACAUCUGGGAGUGUGGCAGUAAUCCAUGUAGUUCUCUCCCCUGUCAGAAUGGCGGGUCCUGCUUUAUGUCAGACAGGGAAGUUUUCCACUGCGUCUGUGAACCAGGAUGUACAGGUGCCCUAUGUGAGGUGAUGUUAGAUCCGUGCCUGAGAUCUAUGUGUAAAGAGGGAUCCACCUGUGUUGUCACAGAAGAUGGAGGGUUUGAAUGUCAAUGUCCAGAAAACAUGGAGGGCGAGUUCUGUGAAUAUGAGAGACUGAAGAAGAUCGCCGUGCCACAGUUUAACGGUUCUUCUCUGAUUGACCUCCCACUUGGAGAGGUGGGAAGCCACUCGGUGUCAAUCAGAAUCUGGUUCAAAUCCUCUAAUCCCAACGGUGUGGUUGUGUAUGCCAGUCAAUAUCCGUAUGGAUUUGGUGAUUACAUUUCACUGAAUAUUAUCGACAAACACUUAGAAUUCCGAUUUAAUGUGGGCACUGGAACGGUGGUGAUCAGGAGUGAAGAGGAAAUAGAACUGAAUAAGUGGCAUGACGUGCUGAUACAGAAAAUUGACAGAACUGGCACUCUACAGAUAGACAACAACAACAACCGGAUCUACACAGGAAUGUCUCAGGGAAUCUUGACAGAGCUGAAUUUAUCCAGCAGUAUGUUACAUAUUGGAGGGUUCAACACCACAGUUCCCAGCGAUUCACAGAUUGUAACCAACUUAACGGGAGUUAUACAACGGAUUUACAUCAAUGGACACCAGUACGACAACCUGAUUCACGCUGCUGCUGCCUCCAUCAACGUAAAAGAGUACGAGGGGCCCCCCUGUAACAUCAAUCCCUGUCUGAACUGGGGGGUGUGUGUCCCCCGAUUAGACGAGGCUGAUUGUAAAUGUCCUACCAAGUACAUUGGGGCUCGUUGUGAGAAAAUGGCAGAUCCUAAGAACAAGGACUUGCCAGUGGCAUUUGAUGGCAGCACUUUCUUACAAUACCCAAAUGAAAUCACUAUACAGCAGACCGCACAGCGAGUAAACAGAUACAGUAUCUGGAUCCAGACAAGAACCAGUGGGGGCCUCAUCUUGUUCCAGAAUGGAAGGAGUAAUAUUCUUGGGGACUACUUGGCUCUAGCAGUGGUUGGUGGAAAGGUGGAGCUGAGCUAUAAUCUGGGCAAACAGACGGAAGAGGAUCUUCACAUUAUCCGCUCUUCUGUCGCGGUGGAUGAUGGAAGGUGGCAUCAUGUAAUUGCUGUAAGGAAUGAAAGAGUUGGAAGUUUACAGGUGGAUGGAGAAAAUGCAGUGGUGGAUCAAUCCACUGUGGGUGCAGAUCAACUGGACACCAAUGGCAGGCUAUGGAUUGGUGGUAAAACGGAACUCCCUCUGGGUCUGCCAAAAGACUAUUACACAGGAUUUAUAGGUUGCAUGAAGGAUAUUCUGAUCGACUACAGAUCUUUACACUUGUUGGAGAACAGAAAUGGACAGAGUACCAGUCUAAUUAAAUACUGUGGAUCAUCAUAGCAGAAUAUGGGGACCAGUUUACUCUUCAAAUCCAUUUUUUAAGUCCUCCUUAGAAAUAUGUGGUGGACAUCAUAUAUAUACUGUAUGAAAGGACGUAAAUUUUAAUGUGGAUAUUCAUUGUCAUGAUGUAUAACGGAUACAGUUAAGAACCUGCUACACUGUGCUCUACCAUAAAUGACAUCAGAUGUGUUCAGGCUACCGUUAGUGUCUAUGCAUCAUUAAAUACAAAGGAAGCUGGCAUAAUCUAUUCAAGAACAUAGAAUUCCCCAAGAAUUACAAAGUGUGUUUCAGGAGUACAAUUUAACUGACUUGUGCUGUAUAAAGCGUAUUUCUAUUGUAUACAAGCCGUACAUAAGCUGUCUGCAAGCUGUAUAUAACCUGAUAUCAGGCUGGUGAAGAGUUUCACCUGACACUCGAUACCUCAUGACAAAUCUCUGUGAAGUGUAUAAAACACGACACUCAGUAGGUGGUGUGGAAGGUAUAAGGUGUAUACAUGAAUCUUGAAAAUAAAUCAAAUCAAACACCACAAACGUGCAUAAACACCACCCACAUACAUGUACACAGAUAUAUACAGUAUGUUCAAACACCGCGCGCACACAAACACCGCACACAUACAAACACCACACACACCGCGUACACAAACACUACAUGCACACAAACACCGCUCACGCACAAAAACCACACACACCGAGUACACAAACACUACAUGCACACAAACACCGCUCAUGCACAAAAACCACACACACACAAACACCGCAAACACAUACAAACACUACACACACAUAUAAACACUGCACACACAUACAAACACUGCACAUACACCGCACACAUACAAACACUGCACACACAUACAAACACUGCACAUACACACAAACACUGCACAUACACACAAACACCGCACACAUACAAACACUGCACACACAUACAAACACUGCACACAUACAAACACUGCACACUUACAAACACUGCACACACAUACAAACACCGCACACAUACAAACACUACACAUACACACAAACACCGCACACAUACAAACACUACACAUACACACAAACACCGCACACAUACAGACACUGCACACACACACAAACACUGCACAUACAUGUAUACAAACACUACACAAACACAUAUACUGCACACAAACAUACACUGCACACAUACAAACACUACACACACAUACAAACACCACACACACAUACUUGGAGUGUGUGAAGUGUAUAUACAUGAACCUUGAAAUAUAAAAGUGAACACCAUAUGCAUACACAGGAUUGUAAGAAGUAUAUGGUUUUGAUUAUGUUGAUAUUAAAAUAAAGAGCACUCGUGGUGCACAGUAAGUGUUAAGUGUGAGAUAUUGCAUUGUAUAUAUACACUGUUAUAACCAUUUCUUUUUAUACGUGCCUCUGAUGUCCAACAACUUGAGUAAGAUGUGUAUAUGAUAUUCUACUGUAAAUAAUCAGGAAAUACAUGUAUUUAAUUUGAUUCAGAAUGAUACUGUUACUGCAUGUGUUAAAGAGGAGCUGCAUAUGUUUUGUUCGACAUUUAUUGCUAUAUUGUAGACAUUGUUACAGUGUGCAGGAUUUCUUGUUUAUCAUAGAGAGAGUUUACAAUAAAUGUGCCAACAGUU
Molecule: messenger RNA, 7338 nt
Organism: Ostrea edulis (European flat oyster)
Lineage: Eukaryota; Metazoa; Mollusca; Bivalvia; Ostreida; Ostreidae
Product: agrin-like
Biological process (GO): receptor clustering; cell differentiation; G protein-coupled acetylcholine receptor signaling pathway
Molecular function (GO): calcium ion binding; laminin binding
Source: RefSeq, a predicted model, not a curated record